AGGGAUGUGAAAAUGAUCGGAAACUCUGUGGGUAAACUUAGAUACUAAGCUGUUUAACAGUGGCACACAGCGGGAGUUUGAUCAUUGACUAACAGGAGGCACUCGUAGGUUUAGAUUUGAUAGAGUAGCCGCUCCUCUUCAGGUCAGCCGAGGAAAAUCGGACUAACUACUUUUGAAUCCGCGACAUUGACCGUCGAGCUAACUUAAUUAGCGACAGUUGAGCUAACCAGAGUCGGAAAACUAACCCAAAAAAUAGCACGGUUACCGGCUUUGCUAACAUUAACAUGUAACUAAUGUGAAGCAGGAAAGUGUUAACUAGCCACUUAGGUUAGUUUUAUCGUCUUUCAUUUACUUGGCGUUCAGUGCGGUAUCCAGUCUGGUAGCUGGCAGCAGGAGUGAUACCGAAGGGAGAGGAAGAUGUCUCGGAGGCGGCUGGACAGUCGCAGCGGACUCUCCGCGGGGCUGCUCGGCGAAAUUCAGACCCCAAUCAGCACGGAGGCGAUGGAGAGUGUGUAUGAAAUCACCGCAGAGCUGGGAAGGGGGAAGUUUGCAGUGGUGAAGCGCUGUGUGGAGAAGGUCUCAGGGAAAGUGUUUGCUGCUAAGUUCUUACGGAAGAGAAGGAGAGGACGUGACUGCCGGGCCGAGGUCAUUCACGAGAUGGCCGUCCUGGAGAUGGCCCGUAACAACGCCCGGGUGGUCAACCUGCACGCUGCUUACGAGACGGAUCACGACAUCGUCUUAGUGCUGGAAUAUGCGGCGGGUGGAGAGAUAUUUGACCACUGUGUGUCUGACGAGCUGCUGCCAGAGGCACAGAUCACCCGUCUGAUCAGGCAGAUGCUGGAGGGAGUCCACUACCUCCACCAGAGCAACCUGGUGCACUUAGACCUGAAGCCACAGAAUAUCCUCCUGACCAGCCUGACUCCUCCAGGGGACAUAAAGAUCGUAGACUUUGGCCUGGCACGUAGACUGGGUGCGGUUGGAGAGCUGCGGGAGAUUCUUGGCACACCUGAGUAUGUGGCUCCAGAGAUCCUGAAUUAUGAACCAAUCACAACAGCGACCGACUUGUGGAGCGUGGGUGUCAUAGCCUACAUGCUGGUGACGGGCGAGUCUCCGUUUGUCGGGGACGACAAGCAGGAGACGUAUCUGAACGUGUCCCAGGUCAACGUGGACUACAGCAGCGACGCCUUCUCCAGGGUGUCUGAGCUGUCUGUGGACUUCAUCCGCAAGCUGCUGGUCAAAGCUCCAGAGGACCGGCCCAGUGCUGCAGAGUGCAUGAGUCACCCUUGGCUAUGGCAGCAGCAGCUGUGCCUGAGCCCCGACCCCGCCACCACCCGCACCGUCCGCGAAAGGAGCUGUGGCACCAAGUGGGCGGCCCCAUCCGAAGACCCUGAAGACAAGGAGAACUUCCUGGAGUCCCCGCACUCUCACGCAAAAAGGUUUCGCUUCGACGAGGAAACCUCCGCUCCCGGAGACGGUGACUUUUGAAAAAUUAAAAUGUAAAAAAAAAAAAAAAAAGGGGAGGAACUGAAGGCAGCGGUGCCCACUUCUUCCUCUCAGCUUUUAAAGUCUUUUUUAAGCCUCCACAAAACCAGCUGUUUGCUGCCCACCACUCAGAGCGCUUAGGUUGUGUUUAUACUCCACUAAUCUGUAAGAUCGACCACUCAGACCAAAGAUAACCAGCUACGUUUUGAGAUCUGUCACUGAUCCAUUGCUGUUAAAACGUGUGAAAUGUCUCAAUUAAUGCAGUGUGUUUAACCUAAAGUAUUUAAUUCUGUUGUUGUUGAAAUCCUUGGUGUUUUCAGGGGCUGCAUAAAUCUGCUCUGUAUGUGUGUGUCCCUGUACGGAUGAAGGCUAGUGGAGUAUUUCUAGGGAUAUCUAUGCAAUACUUCUCUUGUAUAUUUGAAUUCUUUUUUCUGGAGGAAUCUUAAAGAAGUUAAUCGCACUCUGCCUUAAUGUGGGAAGUUAAGUGUUCUGGUCACCAGCCUUGCACUUGUGCUUCAGCAGAAACAUGAUGUCGAGAUAAGCACCUCUGCUGUGAGGAAGUGUGAUAAUGUCCUUAUUUGCAUGUUGAAGAGAACAGGGUACAGCCAAACAGCGGCAUCAUGGGAAACCAGGUUGAGUUUUAUUUGGCUCUGUGUCUGGAUACGUUUCAUCAGCACUAUAGUUUUAGUGAAAGCUGCUAAAACCUGCCGCUGUACAUGUCUGAGCUCCGUCUCUUCCUACCUGCAACAUAACUGCACUUCUACUUGAAACACAACCAGCAGACGAACACGAUUACACACAAUUACAUUCCUUAUAUGUUUGCCUUGAGUCCCACAGUGUCACACUUUCAUUUUCUCCAUGUCUGCUUUAGAUUGAGGGUUUAAAUUUAGCUCAGGGUUUUAGAUACAGCUCCUUUUAAUAACUUGAACCACAGUGUAGUCCCCCGUCCACAGAGCUGAAAGGCCUCCACAUGUCAGUCUUGUAUUUGGGUUAUUAUUGAAAAGAAAAAAAAAUGUUAAAGAGUGAGCAACAACUCAUGGUACUCAUGGAAUUCUUGUUCGUCCUUCCAUAGUGAGAUAGGAACGUAUAACUGUAACGGCUCAGAAAGCUAAUGAGUCAUGCAGUGGUUCAUGCGCCACACCCGCACUUACUCAAAUGAUUUCCUCACCGAGCUCCCAGUUCCUCUUUGUUGGCCGACUUCAGCACUUACUUCAUAAGCACACGUUUUGAGCUGAUAAGCAGGAGCUAUUUAUGAAAGUUUGUGUGUCCUCGAGAGGUUCAUUGUGUCUUUCAGUCCCUCACCAAAGCCAUUCACUCUGCUUUCACAGUCAAAGCUACUCCAGACCUCCUGGGUGCCUGAAGUAAAUCUGUUCCUGUUGUUUUCAUCUCAGGGCAAGCUGCUCUCUCUCUCUCUCUCUCUCUCUCUUUGUUUUGGAGUCUUAAUGUUAUUCUUAUUGGCCUAUUAUUAUUUAUGUGCUGAACUUAUACUUUAUAUUUUUAUGCAAAUAAUGUGCUCACGUGUCUUGUAUGAGGAGGGUUAUGGGGGGAGGCAGGUGAUUCCGAAUGAUUAUGGUGUUAUUUAAAACAAGAAGAUGCUGUUGUGGUUACAGUGUGAUGAAUAAUAAAUGUUUGACUGCAGUGAAAUGGGAGGAUGGAAGUGAGGAUUAGUUGGUUAUUUUUUUAAGGUGGUACCAGGAAGUAAAGCAAGAAUGUGAAAAUGGUCUAGAUGAGUCAGAUGGUUUUAGUUGCGAGGAAGAUGAUUAAAUACUUUGAUGUGUUGGUCUUGAACGAAGCAGGGGGGGUUAUUUGAGGGUUAUUUCCCAAAAUGUAGACCUGUUGGUUUACAUUCUGAUGUUGGCUGUUGAGAUAUGUUGGCAUGAAAGGUAUUCUGGGUGAUGAUAAAGUGGAUGCGAUGGUUUCACUGUAAAGUUUUAGAGAGAGAUGUAGCGUGACGGAACCGCUGUACAAUGUGAAAUCCGAGGUGCUCGCUUGUAAUUGCCAAAUGAGUUCAUGUAAUGUAAUGCAAUGCUAUUGACUCACAGGAUUUACCAUCUUUUGUUCAAGUAAGACUUGUAUGAGGGAAAAAAAAAAAAGAAAAAAAACCUCACCUCUCUUAAAGCUGGCAACUCUGAAAGCUCUUAACCUCCAGUGAAACAUUCCUCUUUUUGUUGCGAGGUGCCAAACUGAAUAAGACCACAUUGUGUUUGUUUGUUGUUGUCACCAGCCGCCACAAUGGCCUUUGUGUGGGAGAUGGGCGUCUUCAGCCACGGCCGUGCUCUCAUCUGUAUGCUGUCAUCCUUUAAAAAAACUGGAACACCACACUGUAAAAGAUGUUCAUCUCACUGAGUUAGCAGAUUGGAUUUAAGAUGACAGGUAUGUCAGAGUGACACCGUCAGGAGAUUAUAGAUUAAUGUCUCUUUUACUACUGGAAAAGGAAAUAAGCUUACUUCAUCUCAAGAGUUAAAACUUCUCAGAGUCUAGUUUCUAAUACCUCUUCAAACAGGCGACUGUCUGAAAGUCAUCUUGAUUCAGGCUGAGCUGAGGAGCCUUGACAAAGGAAGUCUUACAUUUUCAAGCUCAGUUGUACAGAAACAAGUGAGGCUGUCUUUCCUGUUGCAGCAGAAUCUGUAAAAACAAGAUUUAAGACUUGACACGUAGCAAAUCACGAAGAAGAUGGACUUGUUUUGCAGUGAUGUCAGGGAUCUCGCUUUGCAGGAUGACGAAAAGCUUUGGACGAGGUGUCUCGUGUUUGCUGGCAUUGUUCAUCUGUCACUUGAACGUGACCUAUGCUGUGGUGUUCUGUUAUGUUGUACAGCUAUUCUACUGUGUUAUUUUCAGCAGCUUGUCACUCGGUGGCCUGUGUGUGUGAGUGCUCAUUGUCUGAGCAGGAGGUUGGGUCAUCCUCCUGGAGAAGUGAAGCGCCACUGAUGUCACCUAACACUUGUUUCUUUUCUCUGACUGCAGCGAGCCUGAAGGUCACUGUAGAUUCAAGUCAAACCAGCCACAAGCACAAGCAAAUAAAUGUUGAAGAAAUGUUUGUUUAUUUUGCAUUUUAUAUUUUUUUAAUGUAUGAGAAUUCUGAUUGCAUCUGAAAUGACUUAAAAAAAAAAAAAGAGACAUAAUCUGUAUUGUAUUCUGAUCAACUGCAGGCUAAUAUGUAGGCAUCACAAAGCAAACUGAAAAAGCUCAUUAAACAUUGUAGAAAAUA
Messenger RNA from Seriola dumerili (greater amberjack), 4690 nucleotides. It is a transcript of the gene stk17b, whose product is annotated as serine/threonine kinase 17b. Gene Ontology annotation, biological process: positive regulation of apoptotic process; protein phosphorylation; intracellular signal transduction. The transcript is spliced from 7 exons. The record is from RefSeq and is a predicted model, not a curated record. Gene Ontology annotation, molecular function: ATP binding; protein serine/threonine kinase activity. Gene Ontology annotation, cellular component: nucleus. Bases 418 to 1485 code for a protein of 355 amino acids. Lineage: Eukaryota; Metazoa; Chordata; Actinopteri; Carangiformes; Carangidae.